Molecule: messenger RNA, 1048 nt
Organism: Cicer arietinum (chickpea)
Lineage: Eukaryota; Viridiplantae; Streptophyta; Magnoliopsida; Fabales; Fabaceae
Product: DNA-directed RNA polymerases IV and V subunit 4
Biological process (GO): DNA-templated transcription initiation
Cellular component (GO): RNA polymerase complex
Molecular function (GO): nucleotide binding
Source: RefSeq, a predicted model, not a curated record
GACCCAUUUUCCUAUUCUUCCUUAAAACCAUGCAUGUCUAUUCAAAAUCGUUUCUUUUUCGUAAAGGGUAAAUUAAUCAUCUCAAUUUUAUGUUAUAGUGUGAAACCCUUGAUAUCAUUUGGGGUGCAUUUUCUCUGUUUCAAAUUUUGUAGACUUAAGCAAGUUUUGGCGGCAAUGUCCGAUAAAGGAGGAAAGGGAGGUUCGCUGUUAAGCAAAGGAUCCCUUAAGGGGAAAGAUGAUAGUGCAACAAAAUCAGCAAAGGGAAGGAAGGUUCAGUUUUCCAAAGAAGCUGAUUUUACUAAAGGAGGAAAAGGCGACAAGGUUGCAAAUGGUGGAAAGAGUUCUGCAUCAAAAGACCCACAUCAAUUUGAACAUAGAGUUGAUCAAGGACUUCCAGAAAACUUCAAAUGCCUGAUGGACUGUGAGGCUGCAGUUAUUUUACAAGGAAUUCAAGAUCAUAUGGUUAUGCUAUCUAGAGAUCCAUCUAUCAAAAUCCCUGUAUCAUUUGACAAGGGACUGAGCUAUGCCAAAAGCUCCAGCAAGUAUUCAAAUCACGAGUCUGUUAGACGCACUCUUGAGCCUCUAAUGGAUCACGGUCUCACUGAGAGCGAGAUAUCUGUGAUUGCUAAUGUAUGCCCAGAAACUGCUGAUGAAGUUUUUGCUCUCCUCCCAUCAUUAAAGGGUAAGAGAGGCAUUAACAGCCUACCUAUCGAAAAAUCAUUGAGCGAGCUUGCCAAGCUUAAACAGCCGAUGUAACUAAAACCAUAUAAUGGAACGGUUCACUGUUUUACCAUUUUAGGAGAGCUAGAAGUAACCGCAUUUGCAAAUGUAGCACAUUCAAAAAAGUCGUUGAGCUCACUAACUGAGACAAUGUAAUAUGGAAAACUUGUUCUGAGUUUUAUAUUCUCGUUUUAAUUGUUUAGUCUUCUGCUGUUAGGAUGUAUAUUGGUCUAAUGUGGAUUUCUAAUGGAUCUUUAUAAAUGGCAACAAAGGAGAAACUUGGUGACAGUUAGAGAUGAUAUAUCAUCCAUUUCACAGUUGAAUCUUC